Humulus lupulus (European hop) is the source of this 1630-nucleotide messenger RNA. RefSeq names its product stemmadenine O-acetyltransferase-like. Lineage: Eukaryota; Viridiplantae; Streptophyta; Magnoliopsida; Rosales; Cannabaceae. The record is from RefSeq and is a predicted model, not a curated record. The transcript has a single exon. The coding region runs from base 134 to 1465 and encodes 443 amino acids.
AUACAACACACUCCCAAAUAAUUCUCUCGUACCAAUUUGCCCAUUUCUCACAAUUUUCAUCCUUAAACAUUAGUAUCAUCAUCACCUUAACCUAGCUAGCUAUUUAGAGCAACUUAUAUAUAUAUAUAAAACAAUGAAGCUUGAGGUACAAGUUAUUUACGAAGAGAGAAUCAAACCCUCGUCUCCAACCCCAGAUGAGCUCCGCCGUUACCAGCUCUCUUUCCUGGACCAAAUUGCCCCUCCAGUUUACAUGCCGCUGGUUCUCUUCUUCCCCAAACGCCCAGAUUGUGAUCUCACCAGGGAACAACGCUGCAACCGUGUCAAGCAUUCCUUAUCCAAGGCCUUAACCCUUUACUAUCCACUAGCUGGUAAAGUCAACGAAGCUGAGCUCUGCGUUGACUGUCACGACGAAGGAGCUUACUUCGUCGAGGCCGAGGCAAACUGCCACCUUUUUCAGAUUCUCGAAAACCCUGAUCCAAACGAGAUGGAGAUGUUUCUAGCUGUGGAGGUAGCCGACGACAGAGUCAACGAGCUUCCCAUCGGAGUCAAAGUCACGUUCUUCGCCUGCGACGGCAUGGCCAUCAGUCUCUGCCUCAACCACAAACUCGGCGACGCCUUGUCGUUUAUCAUGUUCCUCAACGCAUGGUCGGCCCUCGCUAGAAACCAAAACGACGACGUUUGCACAACCCCUCCUCCCUUGAGCUCCGCCGAGCUUUUCCCGCCGAAAGAGCUGGCUGGCUACGCCUCCAAACACGGUAUUAUGAAGAACAAUAUCGUGACAAAGAGGUUUGUGUUCCAAGCCGAUAAGAUCUUGGAGCUGAGAGACAAGUACGCCGACAAGAGCAGCGUCGAGUUCACACGUAGGCCCACACGUGUGGAAGCCUUGUCCUCUUUCAUUUGGCGGCGGUUGAUGAUAUCCACUCGACCGAAAGACCAAACUGACGAUAACAGAGUGUUCACUGUUCUUCAUGCUAUCAACCUCCGUACUAGGGUUGACCCACCGUUGCCGGAGAACUAUUUCGGUAACAUAAGCAGAAUAGCGAUAUCGGUGCCGCCGUUGGAGCCGAACAAGGACGGGAACUACACCAUAGUGAGCCACGUUAGGAAUUCGAUCAAACAGAUUGAUGCCCAGUUCGUUAAGAAGCUUCAGAAAGAAGAUGAUCACUUGAGUUUCUUGAAAAAAAGACUGGCCGAUUUCAAGAGCGGUCAAGUUGUUUCGUUUAGCUUCACCAGUCUUUGUAGGUUUCCGAUAUACGAGGCCGAUUUCGGGUGGGGAAAACCCGCUUACGUCGGGUCGGCUAGAUUGUCUUACAAGAAUUUGGUGGCUUUCUUUGAUACAAAGUCCGGUGAUGGAAUUGAGGCUUGGGUUAACUUGUUGAGUGAGGACAUGGCUAAGUUCGAAGCUGACCCGGAGAUCCUUGCUUAUGUUUCGCCAAAUCCAAUCCUUAACAAAGCAAAUAUUUGAUUAAUUAAAGGGAUGCAUGUUUUGAUAUAUUUAAUUGUUAUUAUUAUACAUGUGUGGUUAAUCUACGGUUUUUAAUUUCUUUACGUGAUGUUUAUCAUAAUUAUUAUUAUGCAAUAAGUUUGUCAUCGUGAAUUGUGAAUUAAUUGGCAUAAGAUGUUUCAUAGC